AAAUUCCAAAAAAAGAAAAAAGCCAUCUAGUCUGCUGCGGUACAAGGACCUGUUCAUCUUACAAGAAUCAUUUGAGGACUGCUCUCUGGUUUACAUAAUCAACAUGAUGAACAGAAUUCUGCUUGGAGUCAUUACUGUGAUUGGUUUCUUCACUCUAGCUGAAGCACUAACGUGUAAUUCAUGUAAAGUGGGGAUCCUAGGCAAAUGCUUGUAUAGUUCCCAAGUCGCGUGCGCUUCCUCUGAGAUCAAUUGCUACACUGCUUCAGCAGUGUUCAAUGUGACUGGAUUCCUGAGUCUGUCUUCAAGUGGCUGCACAUCUAAUUGCAACAACACUGUUGGAACCAUCCUGGGCGCGGGAUACUCAAUCACCAAAACUUGCUGCAUCACAGAUCUGUGCAAUGGAGCAAGUGCUGUUCAACUAUCCACGACUGCAGCUUUCAGCACUGCCCUGCUGGCCUCCAUCUGGAGCAGUUACAUGUUAUAGAAUCUCAUUGUUACGUUACCUAAAUCAGUAAAGAUGUCUUUUAGGAUGAAUUUAUACCAUCAGUUCUAGUAAUUUAAUUUUUAUCGGUCUUAGUUUACUUGUCUUAUAAAUAAAUCUUUACGUGUGAUGCAGUGAUGAUAUUUACACACAAUGUAAAAUGUAUUUUUUCUUUUCUCUUAUUUUAAUUUUUUUUAUCAUGCAUUUUUAAUAAAAUAUUUGGAAUGAGGUGGAAUAUCUGAGCUGAAUAAAUCUAAAGACUGAAUAAACUUGAAUGGACUUUAAAGUG
Danio rerio (zebrafish) is the source of this 770-nucleotide messenger RNA. The record is from RefSeq and is a predicted model, not a curated record. NCBI's taxonomy places the organism in Eukaryota, Metazoa, Chordata, Actinopteri, Cypriniformes, Danionidae.